Molecule: messenger RNA, 2084 nt
Organism: Hyla sarda
Lineage: Eukaryota; Metazoa; Chordata; Amphibia; Anura; Hylidae
Gene: POMK
Product: protein O-mannose kinase
Exons: 3
Coding region: 275-1333 (352 amino acids)
Biological process (GO): protein phosphorylation; protein O-linked glycosylation; carbohydrate phosphorylation
Cellular component (GO): endoplasmic reticulum membrane
Molecular function (GO): protein kinase activity; ATP binding; carbohydrate kinase activity
Source: RefSeq, a predicted model, not a curated record
CCCUGUAGGGUCAGCUCCUAGCAAUGUGCGCAUGUGUAUUAUGACUGGAGACUGACUGCUUAACCGCUGCAUACAAAUCUAUCCGUACAAACCCCGAUCUAUGAACCUGUGUAAUGGCUCUGUAUACAUAGUGCGCUUCUUGUGAUUGAUCUGAAGCGGAUCCUGUCAAUGCCAUCUCAUAAGCCGGAUCCCCGGGCACCAUAUAUCUAUAUCACAGUCUCACUCUGCAGCUGUUACUACUUGGAUGUAACAAGAUCUUCUAAUACAGAGUAGAAUGGAGAAAAAAUAUCAUGGUAGUAAAAAGAACAGCAACUGGAAUUGUCUUCUGCUGCUUAUAAUCCUGCUGCUAUUCACAGUGGUGUCCAUAAAUGUCCUGCUCUACGUAUACCUUGAGCACGUCUAUGUGUCAACUAGUUACCCAUAUGCAGAUCCCACUACUUGUCCUCAAGGUUACUUCAAGAUUGGCAACAUGAAGAAUUGCUCCGCAUGGCUGACCUGCGAUGGUAUAAAUAAGGAAGUCCGAAGACUAAAGCUUGUGGGGGAAGGUGCUGUCAAAAAGGUGUAUUUAUCAGAGUGGAAAGAAAUGAAAGUGGCUCUGUCCCAUCUUACAGUACCUGAUCUACAAGAGGAUUUUCUACAUGGAUUACGAAUGUUGCAGUCCCUACAGAGUAGGCAUGUAGUUACUCUUGUGGGUUAUUGUGAGGAAAAUUACAGUAUAUUAACUGAGUAUCACCCUUUGGGAUCUUUGAAAAAUUUGGACGACACAUUUAACCUUCCUAAAUACAAAAACUUUAACACGUGGCAAAAUCGCCUAGAACUGGCCAUAGACUAUGUCAGUAUUAUCCGCUACCUGCACAACAGUCCCCUUGGUGUACUGGUGAUGUGCGACUCCAAUGAUUUGGACAAAGUACUAUCUCAGUACCUGCUAACAAGUGACUUCCACUUGGUGGCAAAUGAUUUGGAUGCCCUACCUCUGGUCGAAAAAGAAAAAGGAGUUUUUGUCAAAUGUGGUCCACGAGAAAUUACUGGAAGUUUUGUUGCUCCAGAACAAUUGUGGCCAUAUGGGCCCGAAAAGGAGUUUAGUAAUGAUCUAAUGCCGCCAUAUGAUGAGAAGACUGACAUAUGGAAGAUCCCCGCAGUGACUGAUUAUCUCCUGGGUCAUGUGGAGGGCAGUGACAUUGUUCGCUUUCACUUGUUUCUUAUCCAUAGAGAGUGUAAAAAGGAGAACCCAGUGGAGAGACCGUCAGCACAGACCAUUUUGGACACAUACAAGAGAAUUAUGACAUUACUCAUGAAGGAGUUAUCUGUGUCAGAUGCUAGAGACAUGCUGUAGUGUGCAAAUGCGACUGUUCUACUUCAGUGUUGUUCUAUUGUUUUAACUGUUUGUUAUUUUUUGUACUACACGUUCCAGCCAGCAAUCUAUUCAAUGGGUUUAUGCACAAUAAAUAAGACUGAAAACACAAGCUAGAAAAGUCAGCAUUCUGUUCAGUGCAGUGUUUAUUGGUGACAUUGUUCCAAACUAGGCUUUUUUAUUUUUUUAUUUAUUUUUUAACAUGGUUUUUUAAAGCUGAGCAUGUCAGAAACACAACUGUUCAGAUGAUAGCUGUCAAUAAAUUCAAGUUACUUAAGAGUAUAAAAAGUUCAGGUCAUGUUUUCUAGUUUAGGCUCAGAAAUAGGUGAUAUAUACUGUACAAGGGGGGAUAAAAGGAACAAAGCAAAGACUGAAAUAAAAAAAAUCAGGACAGGAAAUGUGUCAUCAGUAUCACACGCACUAACCUGUUUGUACAGGGUUAAAGUGUGGGUGACACUGACAAAAAUCGUACUCACCGAUCUGUCCUUGGCUCUGUUCUUCUGUAAUCCCAAGUCUUCUGGAUAUGGUAAUGAGGAGCUUGGAGGGUUCUUGGGAGUUCUGAAGAUCUGUGCACGCUGGCUUCAUUGUCACACCUUCUCCCUCUUGAACCUGCCAUGCUUCAGAAUGGAACUUCACUCUGCAGCAUAACUACUCUCUUCUGCAUGCGCAGUAGCUGCGACCACAGCUGUCAUGCUGUAGCUUCAUUCCGCAGCAUAGUAAACUCAGAACAGAC